AUGACAACUUAUAGCACUAUUCGAGCUUCUCCGACCGAGCUAUCCGAUGAUAGAAACUCGUCUAUCUCGGGGAGCGAUGGCGAGAACGAUAACCAGGACGAUGGUCCAGAGGCUGGAAGCACCAACAAGAAGAGAAAAAGAUCACUAAAAAUCUCUUGCGAAUUAUGCAAGUCCAGAAAAGUGAAAUGCGACAGAGUCGAGCCUGCUUGUGGAUGGUGUGCUCGUAACAAUCGAACAUGCGUCUACAAAGAACGACAGAAGCCUGGCCUCAGAGUCGGCUAUGGCCGUGAACUCGAAGAGAAGAUCAAUCGCCUUGACGCACUUCUUCGAGUCAUGGGUCGUCGCCUUGAAGACCACAUUUCCGAGCAUGGCGACUAUCAAAGUAAUGCUCCAGGCUCAGUUCGAAUGCCGCAUCAAUCUGCUCGAUUUUCAAUCUAUUCACAGACUGAGGGACGGCCCACCAAUGAAAGUACUAUCUCGCAAGACACGCCAAUAUCUGAGAGAUGGACAGGACCGAACGCUUACGAAAGAAUGCAAUAUCCUCGGCCUCAAGAUGCAAUGUCUAUCCGGUCGGUAGUAGACAAUGCUGCGCAUGAUCUAAUGUCCCAGAGUGAUAGAGCUACAUCAGCUACCUGGGUGCCGAAUUCAACUCCUGCUUCCACAAUGCCAGAGUCUGAGCUUCCUCCCUACGAUUUGGUUUAUACGCUGGUGGACUUGUUCUUUAAACACGUCAAUCCCUGGUCACCAAUACUGGAUAGAAAAGCGACAUUCGAUACAUUCUUCGGGUCCCAGUCGGUUGAGGAUACGGAUCGAGUUCUUCUUCAUGCCAUUGUGGCUACCACUCUUCGCUUUUCCAAGGAUCAGCGUUUGACCCCAGAACUCAAAGCUCAAUUUCACGAAAUAUCCCGACAAAAGAUAAUGCUCUACGCAUUUGACCAUCCUAAUGUUAGGGCAUUGCAGGCUUUGGUGAUAUUAGCCGUUGAUGUUCUUGGUACAUCGAACGGGCAGCAAGGUUGGAACCUGCUCGCUUUGAUCAGUCGCAACAUUGUCCAACUUGGCCUGGACGUUGAGAAGAAUUCAUAUUUGGAAUCUGCGGCCUACCCUUCGGCGACCUUGCUACAAGCAUCACAGCCCAAGAAUUGGAUCGAAAGUGAAGAAAGACGUCGCCUGUGCUGGAUGGCUUUUGUCCUAGACCGCUAUGCUACCGUCGCUACAGCAGAUGCUUUCACCUUCGAUGAAAGGGCCAUGGAUAGAUGCUUGCCGUGCCGUUAUGAUCUGUUCUCACGAAACGAGCCGGUUGAGACGAGAUGGCGCCGACCGAUUGCACAACUGGAGACUUUCGCACAAACGGAGCUGGUUCUCAACCGUCCAGAGAACCUGGGUAGCUUCUCUUAUCAUUGCGAAGUGUUGGGUAUUCUUAGCCGGAUUCAUCGUUUCCUUCAUCAGCCUCUCGACAUCACCCAGCGAUCCGACAUAUUGAGAUGGCGUGAGACGUAUCGAGAAUUGGAUGGCGAGUUGAAUACAUGGCUCCAGAAUUUGCCUGGUGAGUAUGGCAAGAUUUCUCAGCUUUGUCACUCCGACCCAGGAAGCCGUAUCUCCAAUUGGAUCAUGUUGCAUGCAGCCUUCGUCACUUCUGUUAUUCGACUUCACUCAUCGGCCGCAUAUCCGACUAUCAAGUCCCACGUCUUCACACCAUCAUACCACGCAAUACAACGCUGCCUAGGGGCAGUCGAAAGUCUUCGCGAGAUUGCACAGGAUGUCCUGAAUACCGGCAUGCUUGCUCUUCUAGGCCAUCCUUUCGCGUUCUCUCUAUGGGUCUCGGCUCGUCUGCUUCUUGUUCAUGCCGCGACUAUGGAAUGUGAGAUCGAUCCCAAGAUAUCCUUCUUCAUUUCAACUCUUGAACAAAUGGGCCAGCAUUGGCUUGUGGCUCGGGAUUAUGCGAGGAUAUUGACAGAUGUGGUACAAGAAGGAAGCAGUGGCACUGGAAGAACUUUCUCCGCAAUGCGAAGAUCUGCAUACGAACUCAAUUUCGUCACGACAAGACGACCACGCACAACACUUGAACCAGUCACGACACACCCGUCAUCGCAGAGUGAACUAGAAUAUCUCGAAAUCUUCGAUUUUUUCAACUAUCCACGGCUAAACGCCAUCUCAUCUAGCAAUGCUCUCUUCGGUGGCGGCGUCGAUCCAUCACCGUCAUCUGGCACACUCACUGUCACCUCUCUAGGCGACCAGACACCAUCGCAAGGUCCUGGUGGCCAGCAAACGCCACAAUCGCUGCGUGGCGCUGCCCCGGCUUUUGUCAUACCGAACCCCGAGUCAGAUUGGCUCAUCUUCAAGCCGCCCUAUGAGUAG
Messenger RNA from Exophiala bonariae, 2355 nucleotides. RefSeq lists its product as uncharacterized. Lineage: Eukaryota; Fungi; Ascomycota; Eurotiomycetes; Chaetothyriales; Herpotrichiellaceae. Gene Ontology annotation, biological process: DNA-templated transcription; regulation of DNA-templated transcription. Bases 1 to 2355 code for a protein of 784 amino acids. Gene Ontology annotation, molecular function: zinc ion binding; DNA binding; DNA-binding transcription factor activity, RNA polymerase II-specific. Gene Ontology annotation, cellular component: nucleus. The transcript has 3 exons. The record is from RefSeq and is a predicted model, not a curated record.